AUGGCCAGCUGGGCUGUGGAGCUGCUGGCCUUCUCCCUGGGCCUGCUGGGCUUCCUGGGGACGGUGAUCGCCACCAUCCUGCCGCACUGGUGGCGCUCGGCGCACGUGGGCGCCAACAUCUUGACGGCCGUCACCUACGUGCGGGGGCUGUGGAUGGAGUGCGCCUGGCACAGCACCGGCGUCUACCARUGCCACGGCUACCGCUCCCAGCUGGCGCUGCCCCCCGACCUGCGCGCUGCCCGGGCCAUGAUGGUCAUCUCCUGCCUGCUGGCCGUGCCCGCGGCCGGCGCGGCCGUCGUGGGGAUGAGGUGCACGCUGUGCGCCCAGRGCAGCCCGGCCAAGGCCACCGCGGCCACCUGCGGCGGGGCCGGGUUCAUCGUGGCCGGGCUGCUCUGCUUGGCRCCCAUCUCCUGGAGCACCAACGACGUCGUGGUGGAGUUCUACAACCCCACGCUGCCCUCGGGGAUGAAGUACGAGAUCGGCCAGGCUCUGUACCUGGGUUUUGCCUCCUCGGCGCUGUCCAUGCUGGGUGGGGCUCUGCUGUGCGCCACGCCGUACCUCGGGGAUGGGCCACAGUUCCAGCCACAUCCCGGGCUCGGACCACUGAGCACCUCCGCACCACCGAGCGCCUACAAGGGAAACGACGCUCCUUCCCUGACCUCCGCAUCCCACAGCGGCUACAGACUGAGCGACUACGUGUGA
Messenger RNA from Malurus melanocephalus (red-backed fairy wren), 702 nucleotides. RefSeq names its product claudin 14 (gene CLDN14). The transcript is spliced from 2 exons. The coding region runs from base 1 to 702 and encodes 233 amino acids. Gene Ontology annotation, cellular component: bicellular tight junction; plasma membrane. Gene Ontology annotation, molecular function: structural molecule activity. Lineage: Eukaryota; Metazoa; Chordata; Aves; Passeriformes; Maluridae. The record is from RefSeq and is a predicted model, not a curated record. Gene Ontology annotation, biological process: cell adhesion; bicellular tight junction assembly.